Molecule: messenger RNA, 1695 nt
Organism: Sinocyclocheilus anshuiensis
Lineage: Eukaryota; Metazoa; Chordata; Actinopteri; Cypriniformes; Cyprinidae
Product: zinc finger CCCH domain-containing protein 3-like
Exons: 3
Coding region: 34-1695 (553 amino acids)
Source: RefSeq, a predicted model, not a curated record
GCGGUUUUAUGACAUCUGUGUUUUGGUGUGAAGAUGGCUGAUCGUGAAGCGCUAAAAAGAGAAAUAGAGGAACUGCAAAACCUCAUUAAUGACUAUAAAAGUACUCAUGGUGACGUUCCCUCAAGUUCUACGCAGUGGGGUCGUGCCAGACACGGCUCAAGGAGGGGCCAGGGCCAGAGUCGUGGUCAUGCCUCAUACUACACACAGUCAUAUUCAUCACUGCCAGAACCUUAUGUGCCUCAUUCUUCUGGCAGCUGGAGGAAAACAUACUCGCUUAACAACAAGAGCAACAGGACAGUUGGGUGCCAUGUGUCUCAUCCAGCUGUGGACCACCUGAACCAGCCUCACCAUCACAUCACUACAUCUGGUGAUGCUGCUACUGGGAAUAGUGCUGGACCAUUUGGAAACAACAGUGUUUUAUUUAAAAAGUUGAAAGCUGAACAAACCACAGAUAAAUAUACAACAUCUUCACUUAAUGUCCAAAGUGAGACUUCAAAGGAGAGGAAAAGUGAAGCAAGUGAAAAAAGGACUGUGCUUAUACCUUCAACAGGAAAAAACGAUCAUGGCUGCUCAUCUACCAGUAUACUAACUGACUCUGCUUCAACAUCUGACCCUGAAAUGAAGAUAAAACCCACUUUGAAAUCAUCCUCAGCUGUGAACAAUCCCUCUAUCCCUUCAUCUGUCAAACCUUCAGAUCCUGUUCAAGUCAAACCACACCUUUCCACUGCUGCCUUAUCCAAUAGGACUGUUGUAAUGCCAACAGCCAAUAGAGAUUGUACUAUGGCUUCUUCUGCCACCUCUAACCUUCAGUCUCAGGCUUCCUUAAGUCCCACAAAGCUUCAGCUUAAGCUAGAUUCAACUCAGACAUGUGUAGCCUCGCCAUGUCAUAAGAAAUCUCGGUUUACUUGGGUGAAAAACCAAGAGAUGGUAAACAUAAAAAGCACACCUAAGCCAGUGACCUCUGGAUCCUCUCCUGGGACAGCUACUCUGAAACGAGUCUCCAGCUCCAAUAAGAAGGUGUCUCGCAAGCCUAAUCUUUCCCUCGGAGCUCCUAAGACCUCAAAGUACACCUGGGUGUCUUCCUCUUGCUCCUUGUCAACAGCUGGGAAAGCAAACGCUUUAAUGAAAACGCCACGCAAGCCCCUUUCACCCAAAUCUCUUAAAGUCCCUGUAAGAACAUCUCAAGGUGGACUGGAGGUACCAAUGAAAGAAAAGAGAUGUGCCACAACCUUAACAACUUUAUCAAAAAAGUCUAAAGCUACAGGUGCCUCCACAUCCCAUGCUGACCAUGCCAGCCGCUAUCGCUGGAAAGCGGCUGGACAAAGCGCAACAGCAAAUGCAUCUAGCUCAAUUUCUAGGAAUACCCAUAAGGGCACGGUCUAUCACUGGACAGCUAACAAGAAUGGUCAAAAGGGGGAAAAGGUAUUUGCUCUGUCCUCAAACCCCACCUACAUGAACCCUACUACCACCCCACUGUCAGCUGGUGCUUUCAAGCUCAGGAGUCGAACCAAGAUCAUCAGAAGAUCUGCUAGCAGUCCCUCCUUAGAGAGAAGAUACAGCCCCAUUGUGCAGACUUUAAGGAGCCGGUAUUCUUUGCGGAGACGGACACACGCUCCGGUGAAGAGUCCAACCAAUACCAGGCGAGCACAGCCCAAAGUGCUGGUUUCAUUUGGCAGACACAAGCUCCGCCGGUGA